This is a messenger RNA of Plasmodium relictum, 2112 nucleotides long. RefSeq lists its product as hypothetical. The transcript has 2 exons. Bases 1 to 2112 code for a protein of 703 amino acids. NCBI's taxonomy places the organism in Eukaryota, Apicomplexa, Aconoidasida, Haemosporida, Plasmodiidae. The record is from RefSeq and is a predicted model, not a curated record.
AUGAAAAUUUCAAGAGCAUUUUAUUUAUUUAAGUUUUUACCAUUCUAUAAUUUUUUAAAAAUUAUCUUCGUAGAAGCAGCAGAGAGAGAAUAUAAAUCUGAAAAUUCAUCACAUUUGGAAUCAGGUAAGUUUUGUCAUUUUCCUUCAGAUUUAAAUCAUUGUUCUUGCAAACUCUUUGAAGAUUUAGAAUCAAGUCGUGAUACCAUAAUAAGUAUUGUCUUAAGUAAAUUUGAUAAUUUUAAUUAUCAGGAAAAAAAGAGUAGUUUACAAGAUUUAGAAUAUUUAGGAAAUUACAUUAAGAAUUUACUACUAUUAAAUGAAGGAAAUAGUUCAGUAGAUCUCUUCCAAUAUAUAUUUAUUUGUGUUGUUUUUGAAUUAGAAAGAAGAUAUGUUGAAAUAUCAAUAGAUAUUAAAUCGUGGGAAAGAGAAUGGGUAUCUUUGUGUGUUAUUAAAAAGGAACGUAUAUGUGAAAUGGAACAUAAUAAUUGGCAUAUUAUGAUGGAUGAAAUGAUAUAUAAAUUUAAACAUACUAAAAUCCUUGAAAAUAUGGAUAAUAAAUAUCUAAAAUAUUUGUGGAUGAAAUGGUUCGAAAUAAUGAGGACUUAUUACAUGCAAAGACAAAGAGAUCUUAUAGAAUUGUUUGUUGAUGAAAUAAGAAGAAGAUCUCUUCCUCUUAAUUACGUAAACUAUUAUAGUUCAUAUAAUUCACUGUGGGAAAAAUAUAAACUUUUUUAUAAUCAUACUUUUAGCAAUUAUUUAUGGACUUCCAGAAAAAAAUGGUUAGAAUUAAUAUCAGAAUCAAAUAGAAUAAAUAGUAAGAAACAAGAAUCGUCAUCAAAAAGUAUAGAAUCAAAUAUUAUGGAACAAAAUACAAUACAUAAUCCAUUUUAUUUAACAGAACAAGUGGAAGAACUACUAAAUGAGAAAAUGAUAGGACAACUAAAAGGACAAACGUUGAAACUUACGGAAGGACAAAUAAAAGAAUCAAUAAACCCUGUAGAGAAGCUGAAAGAACAAGUGAUAAAGCAAUUAAAAGAAAAAGACUCAGAAAGCACCAUAGAACAAAUGAAAGCACUAGUAUUAGUACAUACAAUAAAAAAGCCAAAAAAACAAAUAUUGAGGAAAAUUGAAAAAGGAGCAGGACAAAUUAAAAGAAAUGAAGCAGACUCAAUAUUAGGAGCAAUGACAAAAAAAGUACAAAAAGAGAAAGAAAUAGAAGAACAACAAAAAAAAAGGUCAGAACUUACAGAAACAAAAAAUUCAUCGCAUGAAUUAAGAAAAUUACAAGGACAUAUGUUUAGUCAAAUUACAAGACAAAGUCCAGAAAAAACUGAAGAACACGUAAACUAUACCGAAAUAGGGCAUAAACUAAGAAUAAAACAAGAAAACACGCAUGAUAAUAUUCCAGAAAAAAUAUCAAAGAGACAUUCACGGAUGGAAUCAAAAAUUCAAAAAGGUACAUCUAAUAAAAUUGAAUGGGGAACACAAGAAACUGAGGAGUACAAUAAAAGAAUUGAUAUGAAUACUAUGAAUAAUAUUGAAAAAGAAAAAAUACAAAGAUAUACUUCUGAACAAGUUAUAAAACAAGAACAAAUUCAAGAAUAUAUGAAUCGACAAAUACAAAAGAGAACACCAACAAAUAUAAAAGAAAAUAUGCAUGAGCAAAUUAGUGGAACAAAAUCAGAAAAAAAUGAAGAAUGUAUCAAAUUAGAAAAACCAACAAUAAGCCUAACAGAUAUCGUAAAACGAAAAAAAAGGCAAACUACAAAACAAAUAGAAGAAAAAGCAGCCGAACAAGAACAAGGAACAAUAUCACAGGAAAUAAAGCAAAACUUUUCAAUAAAAAUGAAAAAACAAAUAUCCAAUAAAUUAGAAAAUCAAAUCCCAAUGCAUGCUACAGAGGUAAAAGAAGUAGACACAUCAAAAACAGCAAAAAAAUCAGCAAAAACGAUAUUAACACGAAGAUCAGAAAGAAUUUCAGAAGAAACAUUAGGAAUAAUGCAAGAACUCACAAUACAACAUAUAUUAUCUGUCAUACCAUUACCAAGACUAGUGCCAUUUAAAGUUUUGACUUUAUUAAUUGUUAUAGUUUAUAUGUAUGUUUUUAAUUAA